Molecule: messenger RNA, 1392 nt
Organism: Candidozyma auris
Lineage: Eukaryota; Fungi; Ascomycota; Pichiomycetes; Serinales; Metschnikowiaceae
Gene: ARG4
Product: argininosuccinate lyase ARG4
Exons: 1
Coding region: 1-1392 (463 amino acids)
Cellular component (GO): cytosol
Molecular function (GO): argininosuccinate lyase activity
Source: RefSeq, a predicted model, not a curated record
AUGUCUAAACCUGCUGAGGCCAAAUUGUGGGGCGGUCGUUUCACCGGCGCCACUGACCCUCUAAUGGAUCUCUACAAUGCUUCCCUUCCGUAUGACAAAAUCAUGUACGACGUCGAUUUGACGGGUACCAAGGUCUACACUGAGGGCUUGAACAAGUUGGGGUUGAUCAAUGAUGAUGAAUUGAAAAAAAUCCACGAGGGGUUGGAAGUUGUAAGGGAAGAGUGGAAACAUAACCAAUUCGUGGAGAAGCCUGGCGAUGAGGAUAUUCAUACCGCCAACGAAAGAAGGUUGGGGGAGAUUAUCGGGAAGCACAUUGCAGGAAAAGUACACACCGGUAGAUCCAGAAACGACCAGGUAGCUACUGACAUGAGACUUCACGUCAGAGCAAGAUUGACGAAAAUUCUUGAGUUUUUGAAGAAUUUCAUUACCGCCAUUAUUAAAAGAGCGGAGGCCGAAAUCGAUGUGUUGAUGCCUGGCUAUACCCACUUGCAGAGAGCUCAGCCUAUUAGAUGGGCCCACUGGUUGUCCAUGUAUGCCACUUAUUUUAGUGAGGACUACAAAAGAUUGCAGCAGAUCAUCGAAAGAUUGAACAAGUCUCCAUUGGGUGCGGGCGCCUUGGCUGGUCACCCAUACGGUAUUGACAGAGAGUUCCUUGCACAGCAGUUGGGUUUCGAAGGGGUGAUCGGUAACUCGUUGGCCGCAGUGUCUGACCGUGAUUUUGUUGUGGAGACACUUUUUUGGUCUUCUUUGUUCAUGAACCACAUCUCUCGUUUCUCUGAGGACUUGAUCAUCUACUCAUCAGCCGAAUUUGGUUUUGUCCAGUUGGCCGAUGCAUACUCCACAGGGUCCUCAUUGAUGCCUCAAAAGAAAAAUCCAGAUUCUCUUGAGCUCUUGAGAGGUAAGUCUGGUCGUGUGUUUGGCGCCAUGUCGGGCUUCAUGAUGUCUUUAAAGUCCAUUCCAUCAACAUAUAACAAGGAUAUGCAAGAAGACAAGGAACCUCUUUAUGACGCUCUCACAACCACUGAGCACUCUAUUCUCAUUGCUAUUGGCGUGAUUUCCACCUUGAACAUCAACAAGGAGAAGAUGGAGGGCGCCUUGACCAUGGAUAUGUUGGCAACAGACUUGGCUGACUAUUUAGUCAGAAAGGGUGUUCCAUUCAGAGAGACCCACCACAUUUCUGGUGAGUGUGUCAGAGUUGCCGAGGAGCUCAAAUUGUCUGGUAUUGACCAGUUGACCCUUGAGCAGCUUCAAAAAAUAGACUCCAGAUUCGGCGACGAUGUAUUAAACACUUUUGACUUCGAAGCUAGUGUGGAGAGAAGAACUGCCAUUGGAGGCACUGCUAAAAGCGCUGUCUUGAAACAGUUGGCAAGCUUAAUUUCUGAGCUCCAAUAA